UUGGACAUUCGACUAUACCGUUACAUUGACUUCGUCUCGUUCACAAUCUCAGUAGGGCUCCUACGACACGUCUGAUAUUUCCUAGACAUCUAAGAUUAUGUCGCCAUGGUUAAUGUUGCCUCUCCUCUCCGGGAUAAGCCAUUCUUCUUUUGGGCACUGUCAAUCGUUGUCUCUGCUUGUUACUUCAUGGGUGCUCACCCGCAGCUCAAAGCUCCCAAUGGUUCUGCUUUCAUACCAAAGAGCCGAAAGACAAGUACCGGAUGAGUGGUUUAGAUUGCUCGUUAAUGCCCCUAUCUGCUAUUUAAAGAGCCCUGUGCAUCUCUUCGACCAACAGUCUGAAAUUACUUCCAGUAAGAAAUCCUACUUCGUUUCGUUUCGUUCUUUGUCCCACAUACCAUAAUUGUUUGCUCUCCAUCCACAUGCUCAUACAUGCUCGCCCGUUCCAACGCCACGGCCAGCAAUCUAAACAUGUCUCAGCACCGACCUCCCAUGAAG
Molecule: messenger RNA, 495 nt
Organism: Lindgomyces ingoldianus
Lineage: Eukaryota; Fungi; Ascomycota; Dothideomycetes; Pleosporales; Lindgomycetaceae
Exons: 2
Coding region: 98-400 (100 amino acids)
Source: RefSeq, a predicted model, not a curated record